Messenger RNA from Erythranthe guttata (spotted monkey flower), 1632 nucleotides. The record is from RefSeq and is a predicted model, not a curated record. Lineage: Eukaryota; Viridiplantae; Streptophyta; Magnoliopsida; Lamiales; Phrymaceae.
AUGGAUCAAAUGGAAAACUCACGGCAAGAGUUUCCCCAAACCACUCCUAACGUGAGAAGUAGAGGACAAGCUCCACCUAGAGAGGCUAGGGCAGAAGAGGAUGAGUAUUACAGUGAUGAAUUCGAUGACCAACAUUCCGUUGUUGUAAAUCGAAGGUUUAGAGCAAGGGUUCGCGAUGCUCGAAAGCGUGAGGAUAACAAUUUGGGAAACAUAAAGGUGAAUAUACCAUCGUUUCACGGCAGAAACGAUCAUGAAGCUUACAUUGAGUGGGAGCGAAAGAUGGAUCUGUUGUUUGAUUGUCACAAUUACUCGGAACACAAGAAGGUGAAGUUGGCAGCGAUUGAAUUCUCCGAUUAUGUCAUCAUUUGGUGGGAUCAAUUGGUGCUGAAUAGGAGGAGAAAUAGGGAGAAUCCAGUGGCAACUUGGGACGAGAUGAAAACCCUAAUGAGAAAGCGGUUCGUGCCAAGCUACUACUUCCGAGAGUUGUAUCAAAAGCUACAGAAUUUGAAGCAAGGAAAUUGGAGUGUUGAAGAGUACUUUAAGGAGAUGGAAAUUUCAAUGAUCCGAGUAAAUAUUGAGGAGGAUCGGGAGGCUACUAUGGCAAGGUUCUUGGCAGGGCUGAAUAGAGAGAUUGCAAACGUAGUGGAGUUGCAACAUUAUGUUGAGAUGGAGGACAUGGUACACAUGGCCAUCAAGAUUGAGAAUCAGCUCAAGCGGAGGGGUAACAAUCCACGAUCAGCCUCUAGUUCGAAUUCAUAUUGGAGGCAUAAUGUUGGUCACAAAGCAAACCAAUGUCCAAACAAGAGAGUUAUGCUGUUGCGUGAUGAUGGUGGGUUUGAGACCGAAGAAGAGGAGGAUUCCACACCACCACAAGAGGAUGAUGGAGAACAAGAAUAUUAUGCACAUGGUGAACUAUUGGUUGCAAUGAGAUCUCCAAACGUGCAAGGAAAGGGAGAUGAAGAAGCACAGCGAGAAAACAUCUUCUACACUAGAUGUCAUGUUCGAGACAAUGUGUGCAGUAUGAUCAUUGAUGGAGGGAGUUGCACCAAUCUUGCUAGCCCUACGAUGGUGGAGAAGUUAGGGCUGCCUACAACCAAACAUCCACAACCAUAUAAGCUGCAAUGGCUUAAUGAUAGUGGAGAAUUGAGGGUAAACAAGCAAGUGUUAGUAUCAUUUCGCAUUGGAAAGUAUGAAGAUGAGGUACUAUGUGAUGUUGUUCCGAUGCAAGCUGGACACUUGUUACUUGGUCGACCGUGGCAAUCUGAUAGACGGGCCAAGCAUGAUGGUUUCACCAACAAGUACUCAUUUGCGUUCAACUAUAGAACAAUCACUCUAGUUCCUUUAACGCCACAGCAAGUCCAUGAGGAUCAAUUCUGUUGUUUCUCUUUUGCGGACUUUGAUGAUGUAUUCCCAGAGGAGGUUCCACCGGGGUUGCCACUAAUUGGAGUCAUUGAACAUCAAAUUGAUUUUGUGCCAGGAGCUUGUAUUCCAAACCGACCAGCCUACCGAAGCAAUCAUGAGGAGACUAAAGAGAUACAAAGGAAGGUCAAGGAGUUGAUGGAAAGAGGGCACGUGAGGGAGAGCAUGAGUCCGUGUGCUGUUCCGGUGCUUUUGGUGCCUAAGGCGGAUUGA